AUGAUGAUGUUCUUGUGGCUAUCUUCUUUUCUUGAAAUAUAUAAAGAAGUGUUAGAAAAUGAAAUAUUUUCCUUUUUGCAUGUGGUUUUUGUGUAUAUAUAAGGCCUCUUAUGUUGACAUGUUGUAGUUUGGCCUUAGCAUUAUUAUUUCCUUGGCUUGGUGUCAUCAUGGCUCAAUUACCUCCCAAAGUGCCUACCAUCACCCCCAAUUGGGCUGACUUCCCCCACCAAAAAAUGGAGGGUUUGUCCAUCAGCAACCACCACAACCACCCGAUGUGGGUCGACGAGUUCCUCGACUUCUCGUCGACCCGCCGCGGGUCCCACAGGAGAUCGAUGAGCGACUCCAUCGCCUUCCUCGAGGCCCCCAUGGCGGAGGAGUGCCGCAGGUCGUCCAACUCCUCCGCCAUCGACGAAUCCGCCGCCGCCGCCGCAGUCGAUUACCACCACCGCGGCGGCGGCGGCGGCGGUGAGGGUUUCGAGGGGUUCGACGACGACCAGCUCAUGUCCAUGUUCAACGACGACGUGGCGGGCGCCUCGAACCCCUCGUCCCCGUCCGACCACAACAGCAACAACGACGGCCCCUCGCCGCAGGUGCACCCGAAGAGCGAGCCGGAGGAGGACGACGGCUCAUGCAAGUCCGACGGGCUCAACGGCCUUUACGCGACGGCGACGGAUAAUUCCGGCGAAAGGAUCGCCGAUCCGAAGCGGAUCAAGAGAAUUUUGGCCAACCGGCAAUCUGCGCAGAGGUCACGAGUGAGAAAAUUACAGUACAUAUCUGAGCUAGAGCGCAGCGUUACUUCGCUUCAAGCUGAAGUCUCAGUGUUAUCCCCACGGGUAGCAUAUCUGGACCACCAACGCCUCGUAUUAAAUGUUGAUAACAGUGUUCUCAAGCAAAGAAUCGCAGCUUUGGCUCAAGAUAAAGUCUUCAAAGAUGCUCAUCAAGAAGCAUUGAAGAGGGAAAUUGAGAGGCUGAGGCAAAUAUAUUAUCAACAAAACAUGAAGAAAAUGGAGAAUGGCACAGUGCCUAAUUCACCAUCAAGAGUUGCUGACACUAAUGAGCAAGAGCAACUAACAGUCAACUGACACAUAUAUGUCACACAUUAAUUUCUAAGGAAAAGCACAACCAAAAAAAGGGCAGGCUUUGUGAAAUAGAGUAAUCAAGUUCACAAAUAAGAAGCUCUUAUUUUUGUGGGCUUAGGAAAAAUCUCUUUUCUUGGCUUAAUAAUUAGUAGGGAGGAGUGUGGUUAUUUAAUUUCAUUUGAUUUGAUUUAUUUUAUUAUCAGCCAAUCAUCAAAUUUUAUUCUUUAGAAGCAUGUCAGUUUGUUGUAGAAGAUUAAUUGGUGGUGGGUUUGUGUUGGGAUGUAUGUAUAAUGUAUGUAUUAUUAUAUUAUUAAUAUUAAUAUUAUUAAUGUACUACCAAA
This is a messenger RNA of Salvia miltiorrhiza (redroot sage), 1420 nucleotides long. RefSeq names its product basic leucine zipper 61-like. The record is from RefSeq and is a predicted model, not a curated record. Lineage: Eukaryota; Viridiplantae; Streptophyta; Magnoliopsida; Lamiales; Lamiaceae. Gene Ontology annotation, molecular function: DNA-binding transcription factor activity; DNA binding. The transcript is spliced from 5 exons. Bases 111 to 1082 code for a protein of 323 amino acids. Gene Ontology annotation, cellular component: nucleus. Gene Ontology annotation, biological process: positive regulation of DNA-templated transcription.